UCAAGAGGAGGAAGGAAAACGAAUUCAAGAGUUGCUCUCAAGCAUCUAGAAUUCUUUGCCUCCCACCUCUUGAGAAGAAAAAGUUAGUCCCAGCCCUGACUCAGUCCAUUAAAAACUGGAUUGUGCUCUUAAAGCACCAACUUUAUUUGAGCUUUUGGAUAAAAUUUGAAGAAAAGAAUUCACAAGUAUUGUGGACUGUGCAGAAGUCAGGGACUGACAACUGGCAGUGAAAACAGAAAGAUGGCAGACCUGAGGUCCAACAUUCAAGCAGACCCUGAAAUUGAGCUUUUCGUGAAGGCUGGAAGUGAUGGGGAGAGUAUUGGAAACUGUCCUUUUUGCCAACGCCUUUUCAUGAUCCUCUGGCUUAAAGGAGUUAAAUUCAAUGUGACUACUGUUGACAUGACCAGAAAGCCUGAAGAGUUGAAGGACUUAGCCCCAGGUGCCAAUCCUCCCUUCCUGUUGUAUAACAAGGAAUUGAAAACAGACUUCAUUAAAAUUGAGGAAUUUCUAGAGCAGACACUGGCUCCUCCAAGGUACCCUUGCUUGAGUCCCAAGAACAAGGAGUCCUUUGAUGUGGGCUGUAACCUCUUUGCGAAGUUUUCUGCAUACAUAAAGAAUACACAAAAGGAGGCAAAUAAUCAUUUUGAAAAAUCACUGCUCAGAGAAUUUAAGCGUCUGGAUGAUUACUUAAACACCCCAAUUCUGGAUGAAAUUGAUCCGGACAGUGCUGAGGAACUCACAGUUUCCAGAAGAUUGUUCUUGGAUGGGGAUCAGCUGACACUGGCUGACUGCAGCUUGUUACCCAAGCUGAACAUUAUUAAAGUUGCUGCCAAGAAAUACCGUGACUUUGACAUUCCAGCAGAAUUCUCAGGAGUCUGGCGCUAUCUCCACAAUGCUUAUGCCCGUGAAGAAUUCACCCACACGUGUCCUGAAGACAAAGAAAUUGAAAAUACCUAUGCAAGUGUGGCUAAACAGUAGUUAAGACAAUUCUUCCAGUAGAAAAAGCUCUCAUAUUAGAAAGAUUUUUGGAAAUAAGAAUAUGGAAAAUACUGUCUUCUCUCUCCAACUCUCUUAUGCAAAAGAAAACAAACUGUGUUUUCUGUAUCUGGCCCCUGUGUACUUUAAAGAUCCUCAUAGUUUUGCUUAAUUUUCUUAUUUCCAUGGCAUAACCACUGCAACUAUAGCCACUGAAAUCUUAAAUGAUAUAGAAACUACCAAGGUCUUUUGCUAUUUGAUUUAAUUCCUAGAAUGCAUCAUGUGUAAGCUCAACAGAUGGCUAAAGUUACAAAGGACACAAGUAGAGCCACAAUUUCAAACUGCUGCUUAGAAAAAAUUCCAUCAAAAUCAUUAAAACAAUUUUAAAUUUU
Messenger RNA from Phyllostomus discolor (pale spear-nosed bat), 1367 nucleotides. RefSeq names its product chloride intracellular channel 2 (gene CLIC2). The coding region runs from base 241 to 978 and encodes 245 amino acids. The transcript is spliced from 6 exons. Gene Ontology annotation, biological process: negative regulation of ryanodine-sensitive calcium-release channel activity; chloride transmembrane transport. Gene Ontology annotation, molecular function: chloride channel activity. The record is from RefSeq and is a predicted model, not a curated record. Lineage: Eukaryota; Metazoa; Chordata; Mammalia; Chiroptera; Phyllostomidae.